UAUAAAAGGUGCUCCUCUGGCGCGGAGAAUUAGAAUCAGUUCAAAUCUGAGCGAGAAAUUUAAGUACGCGAAAGUAGCAAAGCGAAUUUUGAUUAAAAAAGUUUUAAAGUUUUUUUGUUAAAAACAGUAAAGUGUAAAAAUGUCUCUUUUACCAUAUUUGUUUGGCGAUGUAUCCCUCAACAGACCAUCAAGACUUUUUGAUCAACAUUUUGGAAUGGCUUUGGAACCUGAAGAUCUGUUACAACCGGCGUCCAGACAUUUCCUCAGAUGUCCUGCUGGUUACAUGAGGAACUGGAGGUCUGCAGCGUCUGGAAACGAUUCUGGCUCUACAGUAAAUUACGGUAAAGACCAGUUCGCAGCCAAUCUAGACGUCCAGCAGUUCAAACCCGAAGAAAUUUCUGUGAAAGUAACAGGCGAGCGAGAGGUUACCAUUGAAGGAAAACACGAAGAAAAAGAGGACGAGCAUGGUCAUGUUUACAGACAUUUCAUCAGAAGAUAUGUGUUGCCCAAAAAUUACGAUAUGGGUAAAAUUGAGUCCAAGCUGUCUUCAGAUGGUGUCCUUUCAAUUAUUGCUCCCAAAGUUGAGAAUGGAUCCGUACCACACAAGAGUAUUACUGUGGAACAAACUGGCAAGCCAGUUAAAGCAGUAGAAGAAAAAAAGGAAGCUGUUGAGAAAAAGUAAAAUAUAUAUUUUUUUCGUUUAUUCGCAUUAAUUUGAACUUGAUUUUAUGUUAAUUUUAUAAAUGUUUUUUGUUUGUGUAUCGAUAUUUCCAAUAUUCUUUAAGAUGUAGUUUUGUAAUUUAGCAUUUUGCAGGUCAUGUAAAAUUAUAAAAUAUGUGUAAGACUGAUUUCAACCAAAUAUUUUUUACAUUUUGCUAAAUUUUUUAAUAAAACUAGUAA
Messenger RNA from Diabrotica balteata, 900 nucleotides. The record is from the annotation of a GenBank genome assembly. Lineage: Eukaryota; Metazoa; Arthropoda; Insecta; Coleoptera; Chrysomelidae.